Drosophila mojavensis is the source of this 858-nucleotide messenger RNA. RefSeq names its product lipopolysaccharide-induced tumor necrosis factor-alpha factor homolog. The record is from RefSeq and is a predicted model, not a curated record. The coding region runs from base 126 to 533 and encodes 135 amino acids. The transcript is spliced from 2 exons. Gene Ontology annotation, molecular function: zinc ion binding. Lineage: Eukaryota; Metazoa; Arthropoda; Insecta; Diptera; Drosophilidae.
ACAGCCAAUUCAGUCGAACGACAGCCAGCAAGCCGUGCAGUCGAGCUGCACAAGGAGAGUGGAAUACACAGAGAGAGCGAGAAAGACAGAGAGAAAGAGAAAGAGAGAUACAGAUCUAUUCAGCAAUGGAGAGCAAACAGCCACCGCCAUACAGCGCAGUGCCGCCACCACAGCCUGGCUAUACGCCCGCACAGACCUAUCAGCCAUAUCCAGGCGGACCCACACAGCCACCACUGUAUCCACCCAUGCCCCAGCCGCCCCAGCAAUCCACCGUGAUCAUACAGACAACAACCACAUCCAAUUUGGUGCCCAUUGGCAGUGGACCGACACGCAUACGUUGCCCCUCCUGCCAUGCCGAGGUGGUGACAACAGUUAAGAGCACACCCUCGGGCCGAACACAUUGCUGGGCAUUGAUACUCUGCCUCUUCAUCUGCUGGCCCUGCGUCUGUUUGCCCUACUGCAUGGAUUCCUGUCAGAAUGCCAAUCACUAUUGCCCCAAUUGUAGCUCCUACAUUGGCACCUACGAGAACUAAGCCCGAAAAAAGACAGAUAAAUUCGCACACAUAUACAUAUGCCUAUAUACAUAUAUAUUUAUAUACGUGUGUAAACUACAUUAUCUUAUUAAGCCUAUAGAUCUUUACUCUCUGAAUGAAUUACUAUAUUAAUCAUACCUACAUUGUUUCCUAUACGAACGAGUAGAGCAGGUAAAUUAUUACGUAUACGCCACGUUGUUCUAUUUUAAUUUCAUUCUCAAUUGAUUUAAUGAUAUAUGUAUAUAUUUUUUUGUUAUGAGCGCUUCUCUUGUUAUUCUCAGUUUAUAAUAAAAUAAAUAAGUAAAUAAAAUGCCAUAAACGAUAA